GUCAAAUUGCAAAAACAAGUCUUUUUUUCGUUCUUGCCAGCCAAACCUUUACCGAAUUGACUUAAUAAAUCAGCUUAAAUGACUAAAAAGGAGGAUAAAUCACAGCCUGCUGAAGAGCUGGUUAAAGUCAACAAGUGGGAUGGCUCGGCGGUGAAGCAUGCCCUGGACGAUGCGGUCAAGACCUGCCUGUUGGGCGAUCGGCCACAGUUGAAGGAACAGUUCGGCCUGGUUAACACCCGUCUGGUGCUCUGCGCCCUGGCCGUUGGUGUGGCCAUUAUGGCGCAUGCCUGGGACUUUACCCAUCCGUUUCCGCAGUCGCGGCCCGUGUUGCUCUUCAGCGUGCUGGCCUACUUUGCCCUGAUGGGCGUGCUCACGCUCCACACAACGUUCCGCGAGAAGGGCACCUUUGUCGUCGCUUUGCAGAAGGAUGCCGGCGCCAAAUUGCCACGCAUCUGGGAGGCCAGCUCCGAUAUGAAGAAGUACGACGAUAAGUACCUGCUCACACUGUCCGUCAAGGAUGGGCGUGGCCAGCGCGAGCAGAUCAGCAGCAAGUCCUGCGCCGCCUUCAUCGACAGCAACGGCAUCAUUCUGGACAAUCUGGUGGCCAACGAGGUCAACCGGCUGUACAAUUCGCUGGCCGCCGAAAAGAAGGAAAAGUAGCCACAACAGCUGACUCAAGCGCUGAUUGUCUAAGAAUUUACUGCUUUCCAUCGAUUUUUCCUUGCAACUUUAUAACUUUAUGUUUUUUUUUUCACUCUCAUUAAAUUAAUUGUAGUAAAUA
Drosophila novamexicana is the source of this 781-nucleotide messenger RNA. RefSeq names its product signal peptidase complex subunit 2 (gene Spase25). The coding region runs from base 79 to 660 and encodes 193 amino acids. The transcript is spliced from 2 exons. Gene Ontology annotation, biological process: protein targeting to ER. The record is from RefSeq and is a predicted model, not a curated record. NCBI's taxonomy places the organism in Eukaryota, Metazoa, Arthropoda, Insecta, Diptera, Drosophilidae. Gene Ontology annotation, cellular component: signal peptidase complex; membrane.